ACCCGCAAAGCCCUCGCCUCCUCUCCCCCAUGGCUCACGCGUGCGCGUCUCACGUGCGCCGCCUCCUCGCCGGCGCCGCAACUCCGGCGAGAUCCUUCCACUCCCAGCCCUACCAAGCCAAGGUCGGCGUGGUGGAGUUCCUGAACGGGGUCGGGAAGGGGGUGGAGACGCACGCCGCAAAGGUGGAGGAGGCGGUCGGCGGCGACCUCCAGAGGCUCCUCCAGACCCGCACGCUGCGGCUGAAGAAGCUCGGCAUCCCCUGCAAGCAGAGGAAGUUAAUUUUGAGUUUUGCUCACAAGUACCGUCUUGGCCUUUGGAAGCCCCAAGCAGAAGCUAAGAAAGUGCCAUGAAGUUGAUUUGUCUUGAAGUGGACCACUUUGAAAGUUAUUUGCGAUAUCAGGACUUAAAGCAUUUGUCAGAUAUUGAGUAGUUGCAGUUGAAUUUUUAUGCUUUAUAGCAACCCUUGGAUGGAAUCUGAAAACUUAUAUCUUAUGCUUUUAGCACUUUGUUUUCACCUGUCUGAAACGACAAAUCCUACCAAUAAUAGGCCUUCUAGAUUGUUAAGUUAAACCUUUUUAAUAUGUGUUUCGCUAUUUCCUUUGUUGUAAACGUAAAGUACUUAAAAAUUUAUGGUGUUGAGUAUGGAUAGAAAAUAUGCUGGUCAUAUUAUUCAUUUUCCACAUCCACAGUAUGAUCACGCGAACUGCACAUUUUAUGAUAACUCAAAG
This is a messenger RNA of Oryza brachyantha (malo sina), 728 nucleotides long. RefSeq lists its product as uncharacterized. The transcript has 3 exons. The record is from RefSeq and is a predicted model, not a curated record. The coding region runs from base 30 to 350 and encodes 106 amino acids. NCBI's taxonomy places the organism in Eukaryota, Viridiplantae, Streptophyta, Magnoliopsida, Poales, Poaceae.